AUGAAGCUGCUGAUUCUGACCGCUCUCCUGGGUCUCUGUGCUGCCCAGCACAACCCCCACACCAAGCACGGCCGGACGGCCAUCGUCCACCUGUUUGAGUGGCGCUGGGCCGACAUCGCCGCAGAGUGUGAGCGCUACCUGGGGCCAAACGGCUUUGGAGGUGUUCAGAUCUCCCCUCCCCAUGAGAGUAUCGUGGUGAACAGCCCCUGGAGGCCUUGGUGGGAGCGCUACCAGCCCAUCAGCUACAACCUGUGCUCCAGAUCAGGCAACGAGAACGAGCUCAGGGACAUGAUCGCCAGAUGCAACAACGUUGGGGUGAGAGAUUGCCAUCUGGUGGGACUUCUGGACCUGGCUCUGGAGAAGGACUUUGUUUGCGGGAAAGUGGCCGACUACAUGAACAAGCUGAUCGACAUGGGCGUGGCUGGCUUCAGGAUGGACGCUUGCAAGCACAUGUGGCCUGGAGAUCUGAGCGCAGUCUUCGGCCGCCUGCACAACCUCAACACCAGGUGGUUCUCCUGAGGCUCCAGACCCUUCAUUUUCCAAGAGGUUAUUGACCUUGGAGGAGAGCCCAUCAAAGCCCAUGAAUACUUUGGGCUGGGCAGAGUUACUGAGUUCAAGUAUGGCGCCAGGCUGGGGGGAGUCAUGCGCAAGUGGAAUGGAGAUAAGCUGUCCUACCUGAAGAACUGGGGUGAGGGCUGGGGCAUGAUGGCAUCAGACAAGGCUCUGGUGUUUGUGGAUAACCAUGACAACCAGAGGGGACACGGUGCUGGGGGAGCCUCCAUUGUGACCUUCUGGGACUCCAGGCUUCACAAGAUGGCCGUAGGCUUCAUGCUGGCCCAUCCCAAUGGGUUCACUAGAGUGAUGUCAAGCUACCGCUGGGACCGUAACUUCGUGAAUGGAAAGGACCAGAACGACUGGAUGGGGCCUCCCAGUCAUGGCGAUGGAUCCACUAAGCCCGUCCCCAUCAACCCUGACUCCACCUGUGGGGACGGCUGGGUGUGUGAGCACAGGUGGCGCCAGAUCAGAAACAUGGUGGGUUUCCGUAACGUGGUGAAUGGUCAGCACUUCACCAACUGGUGGGACAACGGAAGCAACCAGAUUGCUUUCGGACGUGGAAACCGCGGAUUCAUUGUUAUCAACAAUGAUGACUCGAACCUGGACAUGACUCUGAACACUGGUCUCCCUGGAGGCACCUACUGUGACGUCAUCUCUGGUCAGAAGGAUGGCGGCAGGUGCACCGGGAAACAGGUGAAUGUUGGGGGAGAUGGCCGCGCCCACUUCAGAAUCAGCAACAUGGACGAGGACCCCUUCGUCGCCAUUCACGCCGAGUCAAAGCUGUAAACGUCUCACGUGGCUCUGAAGACUUUCAUACUUACAUACAUGAUAUAAUAUUAAGUAGAGAUGUUAGCAGUAAAGGACCAUAUACAUUUGCUCACAACUUAACAAU
Alosa alosa (allis shad) is the source of this 1447-nucleotide messenger RNA. RefSeq names its product alpha-amylase-like. Gene Ontology annotation, biological process: carbohydrate metabolic process. Lineage: Eukaryota; Metazoa; Chordata; Actinopteri; Clupeiformes; Clupeidae. The record is from RefSeq and is a predicted model, not a curated record. The transcript has 9 exons. Gene Ontology annotation, molecular function: cation binding; catalytic activity.